This is a messenger RNA of Pangasianodon hypophthalmus (striped catfish), 4048 nucleotides long. RefSeq names its product Ras association domain family member 3 (gene rassf3). Bases 45 to 1082 code for a protein of 345 amino acids. Gene Ontology annotation, biological process: signal transduction. NCBI's taxonomy places the organism in Eukaryota, Metazoa, Chordata, Actinopteri, Siluriformes, Pangasiidae. The record is from RefSeq and is a predicted model, not a curated record. Gene Ontology annotation, cellular component: cytoplasm. The transcript is spliced from 6 exons.
UGUGGUGUGGUGUGCGUGGCGCAAGCAGAAGGAGAAGAGCCGAAAUGCGCAAGGCGAGAGGAGCGAAGAAAGCUGCGUCCCCGCGGGAUCCACACGCCGACAAGAAGCUCAGGGAAGCCCCAAGCGACCUGCUCAGAUGCGCCGAGGACGGAGGAGCGGCUCCACGCGCCAGGAAGAAGGGCUACAAACCCCCGGAUGUGAGGAGCAUAUUCAGGGCGCAGGGAAGGAGAGGAGAGGGACACGAGUUCAGAGAGGAGGCAUCAGCAGGAUGGUGCGAUGUGUGCUGUAACAUCGUCAUCCAGGGGGGGCUGAUGUGCACAGGUUGUAAGUACACCUGUCAUGCACACUGUCGUGAUCACGUGACACUCGACUGCCAUCAGAAUGGAUCUUCUAGUGAGGUUUCACUGAGUCCCCUCAGCCAAGACCAUCUCAACAACAACCAGGCCGCCCACAGUGAUGCUGAGAAGGAGAAAGAUCUCCGGACUCAUCUCAGUUAUGAGGAGAUCAGGCACAAGAUCGAAUUGUAUAACGCAGCCACGCGAGACCACUUUAAAAUGACACUGAAUCCUGACGGCUUGUACACAGGCUUCAUAAAGGUGCAGCUGGAGCUGCGGCGGCCCAUCACUGUGACGGGAGGAGUAGCAGGGAUGCAGGCAGCGGAGGCGUUUUAUUUACCGCACGGCUCUGUAAACACUCUGCACAUCAGCAGCUCCAACACGGUACAGCAGGUGAUCGAGGCUCUGCUGCGCAAGUUCACCGUGGCCGACAACCCAGCCAAGUUCGCCCUGUACAAACGCUUCCGCCGCGAGGACCAUGUGUGUGUAUGUAAGCUGUCAGAGGGAGAGCACCCUCUGCUCCUGCGUCUGCUGGCUGGGCCAAACCUGGACACACUCAGCUUCGUCCUCAGAGAGCAGCAGACAGGAGAAGUCAUGUGGGACGCUUUCUCCAUCCCCGAGCUGCACAACUUCCUGCGCAUCCUGGAUAAGGAGGAAGAGGACCAGGUCCGUGUGAUAACUGCACGCUACAACAUCUACCGAGAGAAGUUGGAGGAGGCACUCCGAGCGACUAGCAACCCUAAUUAACAAUGCUUUAAACACACACACAUACACACAGAGAGAGAGAGAGAGAGAGAGAGAGAGUGGACUGGUGCCUCAGGAGGCACACAGAAUGAACUAUGAGGUGACACAUCUCUCUCAGAAACUCUGACCUCCAGAGAACAUGUGGCAUUGCUCCUUUAUGUGUGUCACGCUUUCCUAGAGUGCCAUAUUCCCAUCUCACACACACUUUUUUUUUCCUGUUCAGUUACCUCGAACUUGUGAAUGAUGCAAGCUUGAGAAUCUGUUCUGUUUGAUUAUUUUAUUUAAUUGAUAGAUACUGUGGUUUGUACAUAUUUUUUGUUUUUAAUUUAUGUGGGGAAGCUUUGUUCUUUUUUUUAAUCUAUAUUUUAAGAGUCUUAUUUUUAAGAGUCAUAGCAACAAUCCAAAGUUAAUGAAUAGAGAGAAAGGCAGUAACAGCUGACCUGCAAGUCUCAUUUACCAAAGAAUAAGUAAAGUUGACCUUGUUCAGAUGGAAGUAGACCUGAUGCAGAUUUAGCUGAUAGUCUAAGUGAGCAUAAAAUGGUUCUAUUUUAAUUUGGGCCAGUUCUACGUCAGCACUGUGAGGAACGCAGACAAGCUGCAGUACCAGUGUUAGUAUUACCAGGCCUGUUGAAUGACUCCUCAUGACAGGAGACCAAACUGACAGUACAUUUGCUAGUAAAGGAAGAUUUUAGUGUUGGGAAUCCAGACGGAAAGCACGAUAUGUAGAAAUGUGAUCAUAAACUAUAAGGAAAGAUGAAGAAGGAAGACAGGAAGUAGGAAACGUCCAGUAAGAGGCAUGAGAAUGUCGAAUGAGUGAAAUUCUGGUCAAUAUGUUGGUUUUAAGCUAAGUUAGUUCAGAGCCUGCUGAAAAGACUUCUGAACUCCGAGAAGUUAGAUCAUGUUAUCAUUAGAGCAGAAGCAAUUGCAGGAAGUUGACAUAUGGCGAUAGAGGAAGUUGAACUGCAUUUAGAGGAACUGUCAUGUGCUGGUCUGGGAACAAACUUAAUGAAUACAGUGGAUCCAGUCCUCACGCUGACCUCAAGGGCUUGACUUGUCUUUGUUAGUGCCAAACGUCGGUUUAAAACGGCUGGUCAUUAUGUAUAAUAUCCUCUCGUUAUCAGAUCCUUUAAGAGAGAUAAGCAACAGAAAGAACAAGGCGUGGGCUGUUUGGCAGUGGUCUUUGGGGGGGAAGGGAUGUACCGUUGGUCCAGCUUUAAAAAGGCAUUAAACUGAGUGAAGAUUAAAGAUGCAUUCUGGAGGAUGUUCUCACUCUGCCAAGCUGUAGGCUAAGCGACUGUAUCGUAUUUCAGCUGCAGCUGUUCGAGAUCUCUGAUUGAUACUGUAAAUCUGUGUUUGGGGGAUAAGUUUUAAUCACGAAGCCUUGAUAAUAUACAUAACAGAAGUGACAAUCUGAACAGAGAGUUUGCAUUAUAUACCUAUAUCUCUUUUUUAGACACUGUUUAAUCGUACUGUAGUUCAUUCUAUGCAGAAAUCAGCAGAAAUGUGUCUUAAAGAGCAGACAAUCUGUCCGCAGGCUGUGCUACUUUGUCUCGGUGAACAUUUACACCAUGUUAAAGUUUUUUAAAUGAUACUUGUGUAUCAGUGGUUGAUUUGUUUUGUUUUUAUGUACCUAUGCAUAUUUUAUUAGAACAUGUUUCUGCUAGUCUGCAUUUUAUUGUCUUGCAGUCUGUUCAUGCAUUGAUUUAGUGGUGAUGUGGGGACAUCUUUUGGUCAUCUGCUGUAAUAGCACCUUUACUUCACAGUCCUUUUGCUCAUCUGUUGGUUUUUUUUUCUUCUUACUUACUUUAAAUGAACUUUUCUUUUGUUUAUUUUUAUAACCAAAGAUACAGUGUAAAAUUGCAUAUUUAACUUAAAUUUUGAGUCUAGAGAAUUUAGUGCCUGCUGCACUCACAGAGUUUGUAUUUCUCUAUAUUAUGGCCUGUGAGGUCGUGUCACCAGGGCUACACUUACUCCUAAACACUGGGUUAAAUAUUAUUUUAGAAUCAAAUGUUUCAUCAUUGCAGGAGUUUUUCAUCAAUGAGACGUUGAUGAUGAGCAGUGCGGUGGCACUGUUAUUCUGGAGUGAUUAGGUUAAGCCUGGGCUCCUGUAAUGUUAGUAGUAGUAGAUACUAAAGCAUUUUGGGCACUUUACAUUGUAAUUCAGGGAAGAGCUUUUAUUUUUGUCAGCUUUGGAUGCUUUUUUUUUUUUUUUUUUUUUUUUUUUUUUUAAAUAUAAAUCUUCCUUUACUAUACAACAGUAACUAUAUAUUUUGUUCACUGAAAGCAUAGGUGUGUCCCGUGGAAGUUUUCUCUCCAAACUUGAUUUUUAAAGAGCAAACAAGCUUCAGUAGUUGAGUAGUUUUGUAGAGCAAUACUGUGAACGUUCUAGCUGCCCAACUGCAUCAUGUUUUAUUAACCUGUUCUUUAAAAUCUCCACUAAGCGCUAUGUGUAUGUGUAGUACUACUAAAGAAUGUCCUGUAUAAAUGCAUGCAUUAUAUUAAUCCAUGCAUAUCGGUUCUGGCUGUGAAGGACAUCACAGGCCGGUGUUGCAGCACAUGACUGUUGAUUAUAGAGGAAGACACUUGUCUUUUAAACUUUUAAAGUUUUCAUUUGCUAAACCAGGAUUCAUGAUAGAGAAAUCGCAGUACCUUUUUUUGGCGACGUUUGCAGGUAUGCCUUGUGAUAGUCAAACAUUUAAAUGUCUAUUUUUCACUGCAUUGAAUGGAAUGUUGGGGGAAUUUGAACAUAAAUCUCAUAAAUCUCAUGACAUUUCCUACUGGUCAUUUCAGGCUUUCAUCCAGUCUAAAAGUUAAACCUGAUCACACCUGUUAAAUGAACAGAGCCAGUCUAUCCAGAGAUGUUUUAAGAUUUGCUAGGCUACUGUUAAUGGAAAUGGCUCAGAGAGAUCAGAGCUGUGAGGUGGACUGUGCCAAAUGCAUAUUGUCGUAAUAAAGAUGUUGUUUUGUGA